UAAAAUGUCAAAACAAAUAGAACUUUUGUCAAAAUGUUAACCACAUAACAUUUGUUUUUUAAUAAAAUUAUAACAAAAUGCAAAAUUCGGGCUCCUUUAGAGACCAGAAAUAUGGUAUGAAUAGAAGUGAUAAUUCAGAUGAUAAUUUUAUACGGUUUAAUCAAACACCACCUAGUGGUAAUUCAUUUUCACCAGACUACAAAAGUACUCCUGUAAGAAAUCGAAGAGGCAAUAACAAUUGGCGCGGAAGAAAUCAUUACAAUAAUUAUUCACAGAAUGAUAGUGGAAAUUCACCAAAUUAUAGUCGAGGAGGACAUCAAAACUCUUAUAGAAAAAAUAGACCUUCAUUUAAUAAAUCACGAGAUGAUGUAGAUAUUUCAUGUUACUACAGUCAUGAGAUGAUUGAAGAUCCAUGGCUAGAAUUAGAAGAAAAACAACGUAAUGAUGAAAUUAGAGACGCGAAAUUCGAUGAAGACAAUAAAUCAACCACAUCAGAAUCUAGUUCAAAUAACAGCGACGUUAGUUCUACAAAAUCUGGAGAUGAAAUGUAGAAUAACCGUUUACCAAUAUUAAAUACUAAUUUAUUU
Molecule: messenger RNA, 587 nt
Organism: Chrysoperla carnea
Lineage: Eukaryota; Metazoa; Arthropoda; Insecta; Neuroptera; Chrysopidae
Product: homeobox protein 2-like
Exons: 2
Coding region: 78-551 (157 amino acids)
Source: RefSeq, a predicted model, not a curated record